Hippocampus zosterae (dwarf seahorse) is the source of this 3404-nucleotide messenger RNA. RefSeq names its product NADPH oxidase 4. The transcript is spliced from 18 exons. Gene Ontology annotation, molecular function: superoxide-generating NAD(P)H oxidase activity. Lineage: Eukaryota; Metazoa; Chordata; Actinopteri; Syngnathiformes; Syngnathidae. Gene Ontology annotation, biological process: superoxide anion generation; defense response. The record is from RefSeq and is a predicted model, not a curated record. The coding region runs from base 60 to 1832 and encodes 590 amino acids. Gene Ontology annotation, cellular component: plasma membrane; NADPH oxidase complex.
CCACACACACACGCACACACACACACACUUACCGGCACUUUGACGAGAAGGUCGGGGACAUGAUGGUUGUGUCAGCGCGGAGCUGGCUCGCCAACGAGGGAGGAAAACACUUCGUCCUGAUGAUGUGGUUGGGAGCUAACACCUGGCUCUUUGUCAAAACCUUCCUGAUGUACUGCAGUGGACAGCAGUAUCACUACCUCUACAAGAUGCUCGGGCUUGGACUUUGCAUCAGCAGGGCUUCUGCAUCUGCGCUGAACCUAAAUUGCAGCUUGGUGCUGUUGCCCAUGUGUCGCACUCUUCUUACGUUCGUCCGAGGAACACACACGGUGUCAAGCAGAAAGACCCGGCGACUGCUGGACAGGAGUAAGACCUUCCAUGUGGCCUGUGGAGUUGCCAUCUGCAUCUUCUCUGUCGUUCAUGUCUCUGCCCACCUCGUGAACGUUAUGAACUUCAGUAGCAGCUACUCAGAAGACUUCCCGGCUCUUAAUUUUGCUCGCUACAAAGGAGAGGACCCCAAGCGAAUCAUUCUGACCACAGUUCCCGGAAUCACUGGCGUUCUAUUAGUUGUCAUCCUUUUCCUGAUGUUCACGUCUUCCUCCUACUGCGUGCGAAUAUACAACUAUGAAAUCUUCUGGUAUACACACAACCUCUUCAUCAUCUUCUAUAUCAUUCUGAUGGUGCACAUGGUCGGAGGAGCACUAAAAUAUCAGACCAACAUCGAGGCUCAUCCCCCUGGAUGCUUACGAGCCAACCACAGCCGUGCAGAGGAACAAGGGGAGGAACUAGAGAAACGUGAGCAAGAGGAGAUGCCGUGCAAGGCAGAGGCUCACUUCCAGCCCCACUUCCCUCAGACAUGGCUGUGGGUAUCGGGUCCUCUGUGUCUCUACUGUGCGGAGCGUCUGUACCGCUAUAUCCGGAGCAGCGAUCCGGUUACCAUAGUGACUGUCAUCAGGCACCCCUGUGAUGUCAUUGAGUUACGAAUGCUUAAGAAGAACUUUAAAGCUCGUCCGGGGCAGUAUAUUGUCCUCAACUGUCCCAAUGUCUCGUCAUUUGAGAACCAUCCUUUCACGCUAACGGCGUGUCCCACAGAGAACAAAGAAACGUUCGGCAUUCAUCUUCGGGUCGUCGGAGACUGGACUGAGCGCUUCACACAGAUGUUACUUCCUGACCUUACGAGAGACUUGGACAUCCUCCCUGUGGUGCAUCAGAGAAGAUACCCCAAGCUUUAUGUGGAUGGUCCGUUUGGAAGUCCUUCGGAGGAAGUGUUCAACUAUGACGUCAGCCUUUGCGUCGCGGGCGGAAUAGGGGUGACGCCGUUCGCCUGUGUCCUGCAUACUCUUCUUGACGGCUGGAUGGGGUUCAGGUUGAAGAGGUUGUACUUUGUGUGGGUCUGCAGGGAGCUCCGGUCGUUUUACUGGUUCGCUGAGCUGCUGUCGACCCUACAUCAUAAGUUAUGGCAUGAAAACAAACCUGACUACUUGAACCUGAAACUGUACGUCAGUCAGGCAGACAACCUGCAGGGCCUAACUGAGGAGAAAUACCACCUGCUUGCAUCACGCCUACUGGUGGGUCGUCCCAGGUGGAAGUUACUGUUUGAUGAAAUUGGAAGGACCAACAAGCGUCACGCUGUCCUCGUGCUUGUGUGUGACUUUUCAGGAAGCGAGUUGGGGUGUUCUGUUGUGGACCUAAAGGCAUCUCCAGGACUCUUCACAGACUGUGUAACUCAGCUCACUUUCCUGGAACUACUUUUGAAUUUAACAAAGAGUCCUUCAGCUGAUUGUGCCUUGAGCAGGAAAAGCAUAGCUCGUUCGGAUUCAAUCACUCUGCAUUGAAAUUACAUUGUACAUGUAAUGUAGCCACUCUCAAAGGAACUGUCCCAAAAAAGGGACUUGAUCGUUGGCUAUUCACAGAUCGACUGUACAGUUCUCUACUCGUUAUUAUCCCUGGUCAGCCUAAAUUGGUGCUUUACAGAGGCCCCUGGGAAGAAAUCAGCACCCUGAAGUUCACCGGGAACAGCCCAUCUCUCGAUGAACCACCUCGAAUGUGCUUCAUUUUGGAAGCUGCUAAUGAAUUUAGAGCUUUAUUUGGAUUAUAGAGUGAUCAAGCGCAACAAGUGAUGGCCACACGUGAUGAGUGUAUCAUACUUGGGGAGUUCAUCGUUCUGUGUAACAGUGUUGACGUGUCAUAUUGAAAGAAUCGUUUAAUCAUUCCACAAGAGGCAUUUUUGUUUUUUCUACACUUUACUCUGGAUAUACAGCGGCACCUUGAGAUACGAGUCACUUCAAGUUUUUCGAGAUCUGAACCGUCAUUCUGAAGAUUUCUUUGCAGUGACUUGCGAGUACAAACUUGAGAUACUGCAUCAUGUGUGGAUUUUCAUUUCUUUCAAAUGAAAGGACCACAGAUAAAAUUUGGAUCAGAUCUGAUUUUAAUGCAGCCACUCACAUUUCAUGAGCUUGUGAGAAAUCACAUGCAUUACGAUCCUUGAGCACCAGUUUUUCGGUGAGUGUACAGUAUUCACUUGUAUUAAAACAAGGUAAUUUCCUUUUAAGUGGGAGUCAAAUCAGACAUUUUCUUUUUUAUAAUAUACUUUAUGUGCCCCCACUAAACAGGGAAUUUCAAAUGGAGUUGGUGGAAUAAAAAUUAACCAGACAAAUCCACCUAUUUCAGCCAUCCGCAGAAGCUAAAAUUUUAUGCAGCAUUGCCCCCUGCUGUUGGCUGAAAUUCACGUCAAAGUGUUGAUGGGUUUGAAUUGCUGCCGUAGAAUUUCUGGGUUUGGUCACAUGGAUUUAUUAUCUGUUACAUUCUUAUUCCACAAUCCAAUUUUAAUGAGAUUGCUGUGUUUAGACUAGUGGAGGCACACAUAACAUAAUUGCACUUUUAACAUGUUUAUUUCAUUGUAUUUCAUUUGACCUUCACUUUCAAUUGGGUCAUCAUAAUAUCGAAAAUAAUUAUACAAUUGUACAUUUAAUAGUGAUUAAAACCCAUUUAAUUUCUGAAUAUAGAAUAUGUUAAUAUUUAGCAAACACCUUUCAAGGCAAGCUCUUUCACCUAACUCAAGCAUGUGAAUCGUUGUUCAUAUUAUUAUUGUUAUUAUUAUCAUCAAUUAUCAUUAUCAAUAUCAUUAUCAACACAUGCAUGUGUACCCGCACGUCCUCGGUGUAUUCUGAUUGGUAAAUGUUUGGAAUAUGUGGGAUAUCUUCCUGAAUGAUUUUCAGCCUGCUGUUUAAAAACUUCAUGAAGGUUGGUGCACCCAAAUCAACAAUUUACAGCGUCUGACAUUGUGAGUAAGAUUUUUUCUUUUUGUACAUGUGCAGUGUAUCCGAGAUACCUUAUCAACAAAUACAUAGAAGUGUUUAUGACAUUUGAAUAAUUACCGUGCAUUUUACUUAAUGGACUAAAUCUUU